GCCGACACUGUCAAUCUUCCUUCCGUUCAACCUCCGUCACUGUCUGUCGCGACUCAAGACUCUCCCCUCUUUUGCAAGUCAGGACAGUUUUCGACAUGAUUUCUCAAAAGGUUGCGCAGCAAUCGCUGCGGCGAUUGGCUAUUCAAUCACCCUCCGGAUUGACUCUAUCAAUGGCCAAAUUUGCUACUCCCGCUGCCAUUGCUACUGGAAGGUAUAUGCAGAUGAGACCAACCUCGACAACUCCCAACACAACCGAUCCCACCAAGAUCCUCGCCCAACAACGCCUCAAGCGCCCCGUAUCCCCUCAUCUAAGCAUCUAUCGUCCCCAAAUCACCUGGUACGCCAGUGGUCUCCACCGUAUCACCGGUUCCAUCGCCUCCGGCGGUCUCUACGUCUUCGCAACCGCCUACCUUGUUGCUCCUGUAUUCGGCUGGCAUCUUGAAUCUGCCUCAAUCGCAGCUGCAUUUGGCGCGCUACCUUUUGCUGCCAAGUUUUUGGUCAAGUUGGGUCUUGCGUUGCCUGUUACUUUUCAUUCAUUCAAUGGUGUGAGACAUUUGUUGUGGGAUACGGGGAGGUUUUUGACGAAUAAGCAGGUCAUUCAGACUGGGUGGACGGUUGUGGGGUUGAGUACGAUUAGUGCGCUUGCUUUGGCGCUUUUGUAAGGUAUCAAGGUAGUUAGAUUGUUCUAUCUUUUGAAUUUAUUUGUCUCUGUAUAUUUG
Talaromyces stipitatus ATCC 10500 is the source of this 719-nucleotide messenger RNA. Its product is annotated as succinate dehydrogenase cytochrome b560 subunit. Gene Ontology annotation, molecular function: electron transfer activity; succinate dehydrogenase activity. NCBI's taxonomy places the organism in Eukaryota, Fungi, Ascomycota, Eurotiomycetes, Eurotiales, Trichocomaceae. The coding region runs from base 96 to 662 and encodes 188 amino acids. The transcript has 3 exons. Gene Ontology annotation, biological process: mitochondrial electron transport, succinate to ubiquinone; tricarboxylic acid cycle. The record is from RefSeq and is a predicted model, not a curated record. Gene Ontology annotation, cellular component: membrane.